Molecule: messenger RNA, 4444 nt
Organism: Geodia barretti
Lineage: Eukaryota; Metazoa; Porifera; Demospongiae; Tetractinellida; Geodiidae
Source: the annotation of a GenBank genome assembly
AUGACUGAUGUCACUAUUACUGGGCUCCACCCGUAUUACACCUACAAAUGUAAUAUCUCGGCAGUAACUGUGGAUAUUGGUCCUUUCAGUGACUAUGUAAAAGCAACAACAUUUGAAGACAGUCCAUCUGCACCACCGGGUCAGGUUAAAGUUAAAGAUGUUGGAAAAAGAAAUGCCACUAUAAAGUGGAAUAAUCCUCGAAUGGAACACCAAAAUGGAAUUAUCCGAAAUUUCAUCAUUUAUGUUACUCCAAGAGAGGUUUGGCUGGAGUCUACCAAAUACACCACACCAUCUCCUCAGCUCCAAUACACGAUUAAUGAUCUUCACCCUUUCUGCAUCUAUACUGUCACAGUCACAGCAGUUACCACAGUGGCAGGACCCAACUCAACUGAUGUUGAUAUACAGACAAUGGAAGACAUUCCAUUAGGUACACCCACAAAUAUGUCUAUCCAGUUACUUUCGUCAGAAAGCCUCUUUGUUUCCUGGCUACCUCCACCAGUAGAAAUGCAAAAUGGCAUCAUACAAUCGUACUCUGUUAGUGUUCAGACAACAGCAGUGGAAAAUGCUACAGUUUUGACUUCCAAAUGGCUCAAUAUCACUAUUGAAUCUCUUCACCCUUACUAUGAAUACCUAGUUGGUGUAGCUGCUGAAACUGUGGGAAUUGGGCCAUUCUCUUAUUGGACCAUUAGUAUGCCUGAGUCAGCACCAUCGGGACCGCCAAAUGUAAUGAUAAAAGAUGUAUCAUCUGAUGAAAUCUCUCUCAGUUGGAUUGCUCCACAAACGGAUGCCCAAAAUGGAGUUGUUUAUGGUUACACUGUAGAGUUUUCCAAUAAUAAAGGAAAUGACAGUGUAUCAUUUAUCAUCAAUUCAACAGAAUAUAGUAUAGCUGCGGUUCCACAUACAAGGUAUCAGAUGAGAGUUGCUGCUAGGAAUUCAGCUGGAAAAGGCCCAUUUAGUACAUACUUGACUGUGGAUACUCUACAAGAUGGUAUAUACAUGCAGUUCUAUUCCUUAACUGUUCAUCAUUUGUUGUUGUUAAAUGCAGCACCCUCUUUUAGGCCACUUUCCUUCAAAGCUGUGAAUACCACAUCCACUUCAAUCCACCUAGAGUGGGAGGCACCUCCUCCAGAACAUCACAAUGGAAUAAUUAGAUCCUAUACCGUACUGUGCAGUGAAAGGGACUCAAAUGACAGCAUGAUGGAACUCAGUACCAGUAUAAGGGAAGUAACUGUUAAAGAACUGUCUCCAUUUCUUACAUACAGUUGUAAAGUAUCGGCUGUUAGUGUGAGUCAAGGGCCUUACAGUGAUUCUCUUGAUAUCACUACACUCGAGGAUGGUAAGUUCUGCAACUCCCUUACUGUUCCUACUAAAACUUCACAGUGGAAUGGUGUUUUACAAUAUUACAUUGUCUACAUCACACAAAUUUCUUCUUCAAAUACGAUACUCCGUGCUCUGCACACAAACACCUCGUCUACAAACUUCACAAUCACUGACCUUCACCCCUACACCUUCUACCAGAUCAAAGUGGGUGCAGUUACAAUAGCACCAGGACCAAAUUCAACAGCUGAGUUAAUUAAGACUGCAGAGGAUAUUCCUUCAGCACCACCACAAGACAUUACUGUUAAUCCAAUUUCAUCUAACAGUAUUUCAGUAACAUGGAGGGCUCCACCACAGGAAAAACAAAAUGGAGAUCUCCGCUACUACAGUAUUACAGUACUCGAAGUAGCUACUGGUGAUAUGAGUUGGUACAAUACAACAGAUAGUAUAACUCAUUCGAUUAUAUCAUCUCUGCACCCAUACUAUGUCUAUGAAAUCAAAGUUGCUGCAGUAACAGUUGGUCUUGGACAAUUUAGUGACCAUGUGUCAGUUCUUAUGCCAGAAGAAGCUGCAUCCCGUCCCCUGCCAGACACCAACAAUUCCAAAAUUGUUAUUAAUCUGUGGCAACCAGGACCGGAUGAACUUCAUGGCAGUAGAGUUUAUCAUUAUGUUGCAACUGUAGUAGACACACCAAUUUCUGGCAACACUACAAAUGUCACAUCACAACAAUUAGUUAACAUUGGCUCCCUCAAACCUGGCAGAACUUAUGCUUGUUCAGUUGCUGGAGAGACAGAGUCACAAGGCCCAGUCUCUCAAUCCUUCUCCACUACUAAAAUUGAGGUUCCUGGAGCUGUGCAGUCUCUAACUGCACUUGCUGUCUUCUCCUCGCUUGGUGAAUAUUUCUUGGCAACCUCCAACUGAUGUAGAUAUGCCAAUUAUCGACUACUAUGUCAAUGUGACAGAGUUUGGAGCAUUGAAUGGUGAAAACUAUGUGACAGCAUCAACAUCAAUUCUGAUAGCAUCGCUGCAUCCUAAUUACUUAUACAAAAGCUUAGUGGUCUUCAAAGCCAACUUUGGUCUAGGACCCUCUUCUGAAUUAUUUUUUCAACUUCCUGAGGAUGUACCUUCAGAUUAUCCUCAGAACAUCACUGCUGUGCCAUAUGAUCCAUUUACACUGCAUCUCCAGUGGAACCCACCACCUGUGGAAGAGAAAAAUGGGAAGUUGAUAGGUUAUGGAAUAAAUAUUGAGAACUUGAAAACACACCAUGUUUCACAAUAUUACCCCAGCAGUCAACAGAAGUCAUUUGUUGUGCAUAAUAUGCACUCACAUACUGUUUAUACGUAUGCAAUGACAGCUUUUACAGCAGUAGGGAAUGGACCAUACUCACCAAUUACAUGAAGUGAUGCACAGUCAGAUGAGAAAUCACCGUUGAGUGCUCUGUCCCAUGUUCUGGUCCCUGGAGAUAGGGUCGACAUGUGCGCUGGUCAUUGGUCUCCUCACCUGUGAAUAGCUACCAAAUAAAAUAGAACACGACCUAAUAGUUCGUGCUUCUGACGAAAACUGUACACACCAUAACACCUCGGGUUCUGAUGCGAAAGUACUGCUAACUUCUCUUUCAUCCUAAUACUAAAACUAGACCUCCUGAGUUGCUGCGUGGCUGCAUUACUGGUCGAUAUCAGACACCAUAUAUAUUUCCAAACAACAACUUAGGUAUAUCCAAUUUUUGUAGGAUAUGAUGUUUAGUUUACAAAUCUUUCAUCUGGACACAGAAGAAACAGAAAAGGCAGUAGUCCUCUAUUUUCAAUUCGAUAAGCAUUUCGUUGGAAACACCACAAUUACUUACUUCUGUGGCAGCAACAAGCUGUACUGUUACACAAACACAUCCUCAUCAGCCUUUCCUCGCAUGCUACUCUGCUACUGUUUAUUACUGUCCGUAGCGCCAAGGACCCUCAAGGCUUAAAAGGGAGGUGAUCAUCCAAAUUGAGUUACCACCAGCUGCUUCCAUGGUCCCCCUCAAAUGUAUCGCAGUGGCUUGAUUCCAGACACUUACUCUCGUUGCUGCCUUCAAGAGAGGAAGAAGAGAAAUGACAAAUCAGCUGAUUUGGUAACCUGACAGUUAUACAGUGGAAAAAUCAUGCAGUUUCUCACAGAAGGCUUAUUUCAAUCAUCUGUACAUUUCUGAACCUCCAUCCUAUUAUUUCCUCCUACCUACAGCAUAUUACAAAAAUGCCACAGGAUGGUAACUGACCUAAAAACAUUACAGCCUUAUUGACAUUUUUCUAUAAGAGGCUGCAAAAACUAACUGUGGGUUUGGGACCAUUCUCAAAUACAACAACGUCUUUAGUCUCCUCAGUGUGUAAGACUAAUAAUUAAUGUAUGGUUCUGAAUUAUGAUUCUAACCAGCUCCAGCUAAGGUUAGGCACAAAGGUUUUUAUCAGCUACUCAAUUCCAGGUGUCCUGGCAAUUGCUUACAUUUGCAGGGAAAAAAUUUCUUUUAUCAUUAAUACUGACUACCUACCCCCAUCAACACAUGCUCAUAUGAUGCGCAUAGGCACAUUCUUAACACCACUGAAAAUUCAACAUGAUAGAAAACCUCCAUCCCCCUUUUUUAUAACAUUAGCAGUGGCGUACUUAUACCCGUUCUACAGAGGAAACUUCAGUGUGUCCAACAACAUUCCUUUUCAAUUCAUAUUACAUGGAGCAGUUGACUGCCAGAGUGGUUAACCUAACAUUGAUUCCAAGAUGAGAUCUGCAAAUCUGAAUUGUCAAGAAUUAGGAUAGGACUGCAAAUGCCACUCCCUUUGAUUAUCCCUUGUUGUAUACCACACUGCCUUCUUCUCACAGGAACUGAUUGGCUCAUUUUAAUGGGCAGGAUUGUGGAAGCUCCAUCACUGUCUCCUGCUUCACUAUUGUAGUUGUCUUCAAACGGGGAGCAGUGGUGGAUCCUAUCCAAGUUUGAAGGAGUAACGUUGACACAUAAAAAACUGCUCAGUUAGCAAUGAAUGUAAGUAAGCGUCCCUACUUCUAAACAUUAACAUAGCUCCCUUAACACAAUGACUUUGUCUUAGAAUGUGAACGUUGUGUGUAGAAUCGUAUGUAUAUACACUGUGGACAUGGAGUAAUUAA